GAUAGCACGCCGGAUAGUUUAAAUAAAAAAUGAAAAAGUGAUUUCGAAAAUGAAAAAAAUCAAACGUUCGUGUUUUGUGUUUUUUAUUAAAGUUUUUAUGUUAGUUAAUGGGCAAUAUGUACAGUCGCCGUGUCCCGGUAUAUUUGACUAUCAAAGUGACGGUUCUAAUAUUUAUGGAGUGAUACGGUUAAAGUCGACCGGACCUGUGUCUUCGGUUAGCCUGAGGAUAAAUUUUACAGUAGCAACAAAACUUUUUUCUAAUUACGUAGGACGAAUAGAGCCCAUCGGGGAAAAUAGUGCACUACAGAACUUUAACAAUGGCGACCCGCUGGUGUAUAGGGUGCAUUUUCCGGUUACAUCCCCAUUGCCGAGACUAACGGAACUCGUUGUUAACGGAAAUGUACUCUGCUAUGGACAAGGAGAGACUCCAAGGCCGAAUGUUUACAUCACAACGAUCACCCUCAGCCACGUGCUGUACAUAAAAUCUACGUCAUCGAAUAUUUACAACCAAUUGAACAUCCAGCCAGCUCAAGAUCCCGCCCUACAACAAGUAGGGAACUACGGCAAUAAUGGUCAAUUGUUCACUUUCAAUGACAUCGAUAAUAAAGUUACUUGGAGUACGAACAAUAACAAAGUACACGAUUCCGUAAAUAAUAUACACCAGGAAUACAUGGAAAAGCCACCCGUGGAACAACCCAACGCCCAACCCGUAAAUGACUACUACACGUAUUACCACAGCGAGCCUACUUCGCAAGUAACGAGACCCCAAACACAAGUGUCUUUCUCGAGCCCUUCCAAGCCGGCUAUCCAGCAAUCGAACGUUCCACAGCAACAGCAGACGCAGCCACAAAUUAUUUUCCAACCCCAAACUCCGCCACAACCACAACCUCUACCACAGCCGCAACCUCUACCACAACCGCAACCACAACCACAGCCGCAACCACAACCACAGCCGCAACCAGCCCCAGUACCGAUACAGGCGCAACCGGAUCCACAAAUAAUACCGUCCACACCUUCACGGUUGCCCGUUGUCAACUCAGGCUCCACGGCAGUCGAAUGCGGUGUAAUAGCAGGUGGAAACGAAAGAGUACCAUUGAUUUACAACGGCCAGUCCUACGAGAGAGGUGACUGGCCGUGGCUCGUGGCCGUCUACAGAAGGAAAGAAGGAAGUUUAACUUUUAUCUGUGCUGGGACUUUGGUAUCUGAUCGUCACGUCGUCACGGCUGCCCAUUGCAUGCAUCAGAAGAACAAAAUAUCGACGCUCAAGGAUAUUGUUGUAAAAGUGGGCGUUUACAAUUUGGAAGAUUGGGGAGAUGACGUCAGCGUCACGAGAACGUUGGUGGCUGCGGAAAUACAUAAAAGUUACAAUGCAUCUACACUUGAAAAUGACGUACUAGUCGUUACCUUUGACAGGAAAGUGGAGUUCAGUACAUACAUCAGACCGGCUUGUCUGUGGAACGGCAAUGCUGAUUUAAGUCGUAUAGUGGGUGCUUCCGGUGUGGUCGCCGGUUGGGGCAGCAGUGAACUAGGACCGAGCGGUCAAGGGGAGCCGCGAAUGGUUCGGAUACCAAUAGUCAGCACAGCAGCAUGCAGAGCGAGUAAACCGGAGUUCCACAAGCUUACCUCUUCUAAUACUCUGUGCGCAGGUGAUCGCAAGGGUUCGGGACCUUGUAACGGCGAUUCAGGCGGUGGUCUUUAUAUUUUAGAUGGAGGAAGAUGGCGUCUUCGAGGAGUUGUCUCGCUUUCAUUACGUCCACAAAACGGAGACAAUUCUUGCAAUCUUAACGAAUAUAUAGUUUUCACUGACACAGCUCAGUAUCUUGGUUGGAUUAGAACAGUUAUUUCACAGAAUUUGUAUGAUUAAUGUGCAUACUAUAUUAUGAAUGAUAAUAUAUAAAAUGUCUGAAACACUGCGCCGACUAAUGAAUUAAUUAAUGUAAGCCAUGAGGCAUACUUCUUUGUGGUAUUCGAGUAUCGAUAUCACAUCUGUAUAGACUGCAUCGACAAAACAUAAAUUAAUUUAAUUUAACAUUGUCUUAAUUUAAUAAAUAAAUAA
This is a messenger RNA of Bombyx mandarina (wild silkworm), 2056 nucleotides long. Its product is annotated as serine protease gd. Gene Ontology annotation, molecular function: serine-type endopeptidase activity. The record is from RefSeq and is a predicted model, not a curated record. Lineage: Eukaryota; Metazoa; Arthropoda; Insecta; Lepidoptera; Bombycidae. Gene Ontology annotation, biological process: proteolysis.